This is a messenger RNA of Seminavis robusta, 387 nucleotides long. NCBI's taxonomy places the organism in Eukaryota, Bacillariophyta, Bacillariophyceae, Naviculales, Naviculaceae. The record is from the annotation of a GenBank genome assembly.
AUCAAGGACAUCGUUGACGGAUUCAAGUGCCCAGACGAUCUCACGGGUGCCGUCCAGUCGGGUUGUGCUUCAGUUAGUAAUGCCGUCAUCGUUAUUGCUUCGGCGGUCAUUGCUGCGUUGAACAUCGUGCAUGACGUCCUCUACAUGAUUUUUGACACUCUUAUUGGGCCAAGCGAUGCGGCUGCCGUGGAAUCAUACGAGAACACAGCCGCAGUCUUUGACAACAUGGAGAUCAUGUACCAAAGAAUGCAUGAGGCAGAAGUGCGGCAACAGGAGAAACUAUCUUCCAUGGAAGAGAAACUAACAUCCAUUUUCGAGGCCACCGUGUCCGAGGAGAGGAAGCUGUCGGAGUUGGACCACACCGAAAACCAGUCGUUGGCGGGUUGA